AAACAUCACGCAUACGCAUAAGUAAGAAAAAAAAAAAAAACACCAAACCAAAAGCUAAAAAGCAAUUAAAAACGAAACAAAUUGUGCCGUAAGUCAAGUUGGGGGCACUCGCCCAACUACCACACACCGAACCCCACAAGCAACUGCAAGAAAAUAAAAAAUACAUUUAAAAAAAUAAGGAAAAUAAAAUAAAAACAACAACAGAAACAACAUACGCAUCGCAACAACAGGAAGGUCGUCAGAAACAGCGAUACAAAAGCCAAAGGAAACAACCCACAGAAACGUGACCACCUAGCCACAAGUAACCCGAGCCCAACGCAAUGUCCGACAACGCCAGCGAGAACAAUGGAGUCACAGCUCCGGGCGGCAGUCAUGUGCCGCCGCCACAAUACAUAAUUACCACGCCCAGCGAGGUCGAUGCCGACGAGGUGCGCUCCGUGGCAGAUCUGGAGCUCAGCUCGCCCAGCGACGACAACGUCUUUGUGACGGGCCUAACCGAGCUGCAACAGCAACAGCUGCUGCAACAGACAAAGCUCACACACACCCAAAAGUACAGCCAGACAUCGAGCAGCAGCAGCACCAGCAGCAAAUUGGCCACGCGCUCCUAUUCCGUGACCAGCAGCAGCAGCAGCACAGCCGCUGCCGCCGCCGCUGCCGUGGCACAGCAGCUGCAAAUGCAGCAGAUGCAGACGCAGACGCAGCACACCCAGCAGAAGAUCAUCUCGAGCAGCACGCGCAGCCAGAGCCUGCAGUCGAGCGCGAUUGUUGGCGAACAGAGCGGACACAUGCUGAGCACCGCGGCGGCCUUGGCCCAGCAGCUGAAGGCGCAGUCGUCGACCUCGAUCAUCACCAGCGAGCAACGCAGUGGCAGCAGCAGCAGCACCACACGUUACGUCAGCUCCACAGCACAGGGCGGCAGCACGGCGACGGGUGUGGGCAAGGCCAAGUUCCAGAGCUUUCUACAGCAGCCGGAGGCGCACGGCUUUCUAACCGCCCAUCAAAAGCAUGUGCGUCAGUUUGUGCGCUCGACCUCGGCACACUCGGAGGCGGCUGCCAGCAUGACACCGGUGAGCGGUGCUAGGCCGGAAAAGUGCAUACGGAGCGCCUCCACACAGAUCGAUGACGCUACGGCGGCCAGUGGAGAUGGUGUUGGCAUGGGUGAGGCGGGCAUGCAGCUGUCCAUGUCAAAGCUGGGACUGCAGCAGUCCUCCUCGAUACUCAUCUCCAAGUCGGCCGAAACCAUUGAGAUGAAGAGCAGCUCCUCCUCGGCGGGCAUGCGCACCCAGCUGACCCUCAGCGGUGGCUUUCUGGCGCCGCCCAAUCGCAAGAUCACCAUCUUAAGUCCGAUACACGCCCCACCGGGUCUUCAUGACAUGCUCAAGCGAGCCGGACGCUCGCCCUUGUCCCCACGCAUCAGUUUCCCGGGCAGCGAGGCGGAUCUCUUUGGCUUCGAUGUAGAAAAUGGCCAGGGCGCCCGAUCACCACUUGAGGGCGGUUCACCCAGCGCCGGUUUGGUUCUACAGAAUUUACCGCAACGUCGCGAAUCGUUUCUAUAUCGUUCCGAUUCGGACUUUGAGAUGUCACCAAAGUCAAUGUCAAGGAACUCAAGCAUUGCUAGCGAAAGGUUUAAAGACCAGGAGGCCUCUAUACUCAUUGACAGAUCCCAUGGCGAGGAUCUCAUUGUAACGCCGUUUGCCCAAAUUUUAGCCAGCUUACGUUCAGUGCGCAACAAUUUAUUAAGUCUGACAAAUGUACCAGCAUCAAACAAAUCCAGGCGGCCAGCUCAAUCAUCAUCCGGACGGGCCGGAAAUGCUGGCGGUGUCCAACUAGCACAGGGCGAUGAGGCCUACACACGCCUAGCCACCGAUACCAUUGAGGAGUUGGAUUGGUGUUUAGAUCAACUGGAUACCAUACAAACGCACCGCAGUGUCUCCGACAUGGCAUCGCUUAAGUUUAAACGCAUGCUCAACAAGGAGCUCUCACACUUCAGCGAGUCCAGCAGAUCGGGAAAUCAAAUUUCCGAAUAUAUAUGUUCAACAUUUUUGGACAAGCAACAAGAGUUCGAUUUACCCUCGCUGCGCGUCGAAGAAAACACAGAACACGUGACCGCGCCGAUAAGCCAGCCAUAUCGCAGUCGAUCGCCGCGCGGUCCGCCCAUGUCACAGAUCAGCGGUGUGAAACGGCCAUUGUCGCACACCAACAGCUUCACCGGGGAGCGUCUGCCCACGUUUGGUGUGGAGACGCCCAACGAGAACGAGCUGGGCACCCUGCUCGGCGAGCUAGAUAUGUGGGGCAUUGAGAUAUUCAAAAUUGGUGAGCUGAGCCUCAAUCGUCCGCUCACCUGUGUGGCAUACACCAUAUUUCAGAGUAGAGAAUUACUGACCAGUCUUAUGAUACCACCGAAAACUUUUCUUAACUUUAUGACUACUCUGGAGGACCACUAUGUCAAAGACAAUCCGUUUCACAAUUCGCUGCAUGCCGCUGACGUGACACAGAGCACAAAUGUGCUAUUGAAUACACCCGCAUUGGAAGGUGUAUUUACGCCCCUCGAGGUGGGCGGGGCGCUGUUCGCUGCUUGUAUACACGAUGUUGAUCAUCCUGGUUUAACCAAUCAAUUCUUGGUUAAUUCAAGUUCCGAACUAGCGUUAAUGUACAAUGACGAAUCUGUUUUGGAAAAUCAUCAUUUAGCUGUUGCCUUCAAGUUAUUGCAAAAUCAAGGAUGUGAUAUAUUCUGUAAUAUGCAAAAGAAACAACGCCAAACAUUGAGGAAAAUGGUUAUUGAUAUUGUGCUCUCCACGGACAUGUCCAAGCACAUGAGCCUGCUGGCCGAUCUGAAGACUAUGGUGGAGACCAAGAAAGUUGCGGGCUCUGGGGUGCUGCUGCUGGACAACUACACAGAUCGCAUACAGGUGCUUGAGAAUCUGGUGCACUGCGCUGAUCUGAGCAAUCCCACCAAGCCAUUGUCGCUAUAUAAGCGUUGGGUGGCACUGCUUAUGGAGGAGUUCUUUCUACAGGGCGACAAGGAGCGCGAAUCGGGCAUGGACAUCAGUCCGAUGUGCGAUCGCCACAAUGCGACCAUCGAGAAGUCCCAGGUGGGCUUCAUCGAUUACAUUGUGCAUCCGCUGUGGGAGACCUGGGCCGAUCUGGUCCAUCCAGAUGCACAGGAUAUACUUGAUACGCUUGAAGAGAACAGAGACUACUAUCAGAGCAUGAUACCGCCAUCGCCGCCACCAUCGGCGGCCGAUGAUAUGCCCCAGGAUGAGAAGAUACGCUUUCAGGUAACGCUGGAAGAGUCCGAUCAAGAGAAUUUAGCCGAGCUAGAGGAGUGCGACGAGAGCGAGAGCCGUGCAGACGCCGGCUCCACAACCACAACUGGUACAACGGCCACCAGCGCGGCGGGCAGCGGCUCAGCUGGCGGUGGCAAGCCGUCAGGGAGUCAAAAUCAAGCGCAACACGGUGGAAUGUGACGGAGAGUCGUGGGAAUUUACCGCAAAUUUACGGAAAAGGCGCAUAGCUUCUUCCUAAUACGUUAGUGACUAUAAUUAAAAGCAAAAACAAGAAAAACCAAUCAACCAAAAACUUCAGAAAAACUGAAAUCUACAAAAAAAAAAAAAAAAAAAAAAAAAAUCAAAGUUAUACAACAAAUGUUUAAAGCAUUAAACCAAACAGCAAUAGCAAAAAUACCGUUUAACUUAUAGUGAAGAAAAACGAAAAGGAAAACUAAAAAAUAUAAAACAAAAAACAAGAAGCAUAA
Molecule: messenger RNA, 3754 nt
Organism: Drosophila novamexicana
Lineage: Eukaryota; Metazoa; Arthropoda; Insecta; Diptera; Drosophilidae
Gene: dnc
Product: cAMP-specific 3',5'-cyclic phosphodiesterase
Exons: 13
Coding region: 321-3467 (1048 amino acids)
Biological process (GO): signal transduction
Cellular component (GO): nucleus; perinuclear region of cytoplasm; cytosol
Molecular function (GO): 3',5'-cyclic-AMP phosphodiesterase activity
Source: RefSeq, a predicted model, not a curated record